Tripterygium wilfordii is the source of this 1614-nucleotide messenger RNA. RefSeq names its product aurachin C monooxygenase/isomerase. Gene Ontology annotation, molecular function: FAD binding. The coding region runs from base 36 to 1508 and encodes 490 amino acids. The transcript is spliced from 4 exons. The record is from RefSeq and is a predicted model, not a curated record. Lineage: Eukaryota; Viridiplantae; Streptophyta; Magnoliopsida; Celastrales; Celastraceae.
UCUGUUUAUGGUGAGUUUGACUGAAGUAGACCGAGAUGGGUUGGGCCGAAAAUCCAAAUUUGGGCCCGAAGAGGCGUCAACAUCGAUCGGACAAUAGACAGCGGACAAAGCGACAACCAGUACAUAUUUUUGUCAAUCGUGUUUCGUCCGGCAAUACAAAGGAAUUUGCACGAAAGUUCGAAAACGAAGGAAAUACAGAGAUGGAGAUGGCGGAGAUAAAUCGAGAAAAGAAGAAGCCGCCUAAUAAAGCAGUGAUAGUUGGAGGAAGCAUUGCAGGGGUAUCAUGCGCACACUCGCUGACUUUAGCUGGUUGGGAUGUUGUGGUUCUGGAGAAAUCAUCUGGACCUACAAAAGGAAGCCCAACCGGGGCUGGGCUCGGGCUCGACCCGUUGUCACGGCGAGUCAUUGAGUCGUGGCUCGGGAAAUCUGCAAUUCUCCAAGACCACACUUCGCCUAUGGAAAUUGAUCAGAACCAAGCUACCGAUGGAGAAAAAAAGGUGAGUUGGGUACUCGCCAUAGAUGAAAACUUCAAUUUCAGAGCAGCACAUUGGGCUGAUCUCCAUAGCCUUCUACACAAAGCAUUGCCACAAAAUGUUGUUUUAUGGGGUCACCAGUAUCUCUCUUUCUGCACUUCCGAUGACAAAACCUCUGUCAAAGUUAAGGCCAAAGUGGUAGAGACCAAUGAGAGUAUUGAAAUAGAGGGAAAUCUGCUUGUUGGUGCAGAUGGUUGUCUCUCAUCAAUCCGUAGAAGUUUUCUUCCUGACCUGAAAUUGAGGUAUUCAGGCUACUGUGCUUGGAGAGGGGUUUUAGACUUUUCAGGACUUGAAGAUUCAGAAACCAUCGUCGGCUUACGAAGAGCGUAUCCUGAGUUGGGGAAAUGCUUGUACUUUGAUAUUGGUUCUGGAACUCACAGUGUGCUCUAUGAGCUCCUGAACAAAAGACUCAAUUGGAUUUGGUAUGUCAACCAACCUGAGCCUCCACUGAAGGGGAGUUCAGUUACAAUGAAAGUAAGUGAUGAGAUGAUCAAUCAGAUGCACCAGGAAGCAGAGAAGGUUUGGGUUCCUGAGCUGGUGGCCCUUAUGAAAGAAACAAAGGAGCCUUUCCUAAAUGUCAUAUACGAUUGUGAUCCCCUGGAACGGAUUGUUUGGGACAAUGUGGUCGUAGUUGGAGAUGCUGCUCAUCCAACAACUCCGCACUGCUUAAGAAGCACAAACAUGUCAGUAAUAGAUGCAGCAGUUCUUGGCAAAUGUCUUGAGAAGUGGGGAGCAGACAAUCUACGCUCGGCCCUCGAAGAAUUCCAAUCUAUUCGGCUUCCUGUCACUUCAAAGCAAGUCCUGCAUUCGCGGAAAGUUGGUCGUAUCAAGCAAGGCUUAACUCUUCCUCAUCGCAAGCCUUUUGAUCCCAAGACAGCAUCCCCAGAAGACUGUCAAGAGCUUCAGCAAAAAAGUUUGCCCUUCUUUGCUAGUGUUUGUUCCUCCCUUACUGAUUCGACAUUAUCUUCUGCAUGAUCGAAGAGAGAUUCACUAUGUGCCAAUGUAAUUUGGUUUGUCCACCUAAACAAGGCUUUUGUUAUGUCUAUGGAGAGAGUUAUCAAAGAAGCAAACAUUUUCUCCA